AUGAAGGAGGGAGUUUCCUGGGAGCUCACUGACAUGCCUUCAGUCUGUACGCCCUAAUUUUGGCGAGGUGCCUCCUUGCCUCCAGCUGCCAGGUGCGUCGUGCCCUGGGUGUCCUCAGACCCCGGGGUCACCCUCUCGAUUUAUUCAUUUAUACAGUAACACCCCUCCCUUCUCUCGCUCUUACACACACACACACACUUCUAAUUCCUCCCCAGCAGAUCCCCUGUUCCGACCGCCGCCCCCUCCCUUUUGGUACAGUGGAAGGCGGCUGCUUGCGAUUUGCCAUCCGUCUGCUGGGCUCCGGCGGUGGCGGCGGGGGUGGGAGGGGAGUGUUGUUUGUAACUUUCCUGGCUCGGUGGCGGUGGGUCCCAGGGGAGCAGGCCCUCCGCCGCUCUCUCAUUGGUCGCCCAGGCGUCAGCUGGUGCUAUUUGCUGCUGUCGCUUUUGGCGCUCGGCCAUCCAGAAACAAACCACUUGGAUGACUACUAAUAGUUAUAGCCAGAUGUACUAAUACACAACAAAUCACGGUCCAGGAUCUGGGGAGCGUCAAUGAGUUCCUAUUUUGUGAAUCCCACCUUCCCGGGGAGCUUGCCUAAUGGGCAAGAGUCUUUCCUCGGGCAGAUCCCCCUCUACCCGGCUGGCUACGAGGCUCUGAGGCAUUUCCCAGCCUCGUAUGGGGCCGGCAGCCUGCAGGAGAAGACCUACUCCUCACCUUGCUUCUACCAACAGUCCACCAACACGGUCAUCGCCUGCAACCGGGCAUCUUAUGACUAUGGCGCCUCCUGCUUCUACUCAGACAAGGACCUGGGCGGCGCCUCCUCGCCCUCCGGCAGUGGCAAGCAGAGGGCCGGCCACCCUGGGGACUAUGUACCCUGCUUUGCUUCUGACCAGCAGUACAAACCCGAGAGCGGGUCAGCCAAAAUCCUGAAUGAGGAAGGCAGCGACCGGAAGUACACCAGCCCUGUUUAUCCCUGGAUGCAAAGGAUGAACUCGUGUGCUGGUACAGUAUAUGGAGCGCAUGGGAGAAGGGGCAGGCAAACCUACACCAGAUACCAGACCUUAGAGUUAGAGAAGGAAUUCCAUUAUAACAGAUACCUAACCAGAAGGCGACGGAUUGAGAUUGCAAAUGCCCUCUGCCUUACUGAACGACAGAUUAAGAUUUGGUUUCAAAACAGGCGGAUGAAGUGGAAAAAGGAAAGCAAACUGAUCAAUUCUACACAGCCCAGCGAAGACACAGAGGAAAAGCCAGGGGAGUAAAAUCAUGCUAGAGAAAGUUACCAGUCCUUUCCUUAAUCGCUCUAAAAUCUCUCCCCCGCCCCACAGCCCCAGUAUAUGUCUCCCGCUUCCAUAAAAAUCCUCUCAUUUUUUAAAAAAUGCUGACGAUUCUCAAAGGCUUGAUUAAAAUAUAUACAUAUUUAUAUAUAUAUACAUAUAUAUAUUUGCAAUUAACUGUGAAUUUCUUUAUCGAUAGAAUUAUUGAAUGUAGAGGUGUGUAGUGUAUACCUGGUCAGGUCUCCAAAGGAUAGAUUAGGAGGUUUAAAUGGCUUCAGAUAUCACCAGGACCUUUUUCUUAUUUUAAAUGGAAGUGUAGUUUCUCUGGCUGUAAUUUUAAUGGCAUGUUUUCCAGGAGGAAGCAAAAGCCAGUCGCUUGUUCAAACGGAAACCUCCAUAUUCUAGAAUGGUCAGAGAUGUACAGGCUUAUUUAUGUCUUUGCUGCUAAACCCGGGAGAGAUGGUUCCUCAUUGUUCUACUCCCUUUCACCUCAGACUUGAACACAUCUAUUUGGAACGAAGACCCGUUGAUUUCAACGGGGCUUGUUUCAAUGUUCCCCGUCAUGGUAACUUUAGGGCAGGAAAAUGUUAUGGAUCAAGCAAAACGUGUCUCCUUCUACGUAUGACUCGCA
Hemicordylus capensis (graceful crag lizard) is the source of this 1902-nucleotide messenger RNA. RefSeq names its product homeobox A6 (gene HOXA6). The coding region runs from base 549 to 1256 and encodes 235 amino acids. Lineage: Eukaryota; Metazoa; Chordata; Lepidosauria; Squamata; Cordylidae. The transcript is spliced from 2 exons. Gene Ontology annotation, biological process: anterior/posterior pattern specification; regulation of transcription by RNA polymerase II. Gene Ontology annotation, cellular component: nucleus. The record is from RefSeq and is a predicted model, not a curated record. Gene Ontology annotation, molecular function: DNA-binding transcription factor activity, RNA polymerase II-specific; RNA polymerase II cis-regulatory region sequence-specific DNA binding.